Messenger RNA from Arachis ipaensis, 1066 nucleotides. NCBI's taxonomy places the organism in Eukaryota, Viridiplantae, Streptophyta, Magnoliopsida, Fabales, Fabaceae. The record is from RefSeq and is a predicted model, not a curated record.
GUGACUUGAGCCUCCUGUAAAUGGAGCCUAAAGUAACUUGUCUUUUUAUAAUGAUAAUGCUUAAACAUUACGAUUCCAUCCAUUGAUAAUACUACUUAACGAUAUGAUUCUCUGUGGUCCAUCAUAUGCUAGACAAUAAUUAGUCUCUUUUAUGACUAUAAAAUGCCAUUUUACCCAUCUUUGCAUUCCUAAGCUAAGAGCUAACAUAUCAUCAAAGUAAUCUUAAUUGGCAAUGGCUAGCAAGGUCCCUUUCUUGACUAUGAUUAUCAUACUUUCUGCAGUUUCCUCAGGAAACUCACUGAGCUUGAACCACUAUGAAAAGUCAUGCCCUAAUGUUGAGUUCAUUGUUGCCAAAGCAGUGAAGGAUGCCACAACUAGGGACAAAACAGUUCCUGCAGCACUUCUGCGAAUGCAUUUUCAUGACUGCUUCAUUCGGGGAUGUGAUGCCUCUGUGCUCCUAAAUUCAAAAGGAAAGAACAAAGCCGAAAAAGAUGGACCACCAAAUAUUUCUUUGCAUGCAUUCUAUGUCAUUGAUGCAGCAAAGAAAGCAGUAGAAGCUUCAUGCCCCGGUGUGGUUUCUUGUGCUGAUAUUCUUGCUCUAGCAGCAAGGGAUGCAGUUUUUCUGUCUGGAGGACCUACAUGGGAUGUUCCUAAAGGAAGAAAGGAUGGUAGAAUAUCUAAGGCCAGUGAAACAAUAAAUUUACCAGCACCAACUUUCAACAUAUCACAAUUGAAGCAAAGCUUCUCUCAAAGAGGUUUGUCAACAGCAGACCUAGUAGCUCUGUCAGGUAAGCUAUUAAGAAAGUAAAAACCAAUUACCAUUUAUUACAAUUUACAUAUUAACAGAGUUUAAAGUAACAUGUCUUUCAACCCAUGCAUAGGAGGACACACUUUAGGUUUCGCCCACUGCUCAUCCUUCAGCAAGAGAGUCCAUAAUUUUGAUGCUACACAUGAUUGGGACCCUUCAAUAAAUCCAUCAUUUGCAGUGCAACUGAAAUCAAUUUGUCCUUUGAAAAACCAGGCCAAAAAUGCAGGCACCAUUAUGGAUCCUUCUUCAACAAGUUUU